AUAAGCGCCUGGCAGUGAGGGCUCAGUACACUUCUGCUUCUGACUCAGACUCAGAAAGAAGUCACCAUGGUGCUCUCCGCUGAAGACAAGGCCAACGUCAAGGCUGCCUGGGACAAGAUUGGCGGCCACGGUGCCGAGUAUGGCGCGGAGGCCCUGGAGAGGAUGUUCUCCAGCUUCCCCACCACCAAGACCUACUUCCCUCACUUCGAUGUGAGCCACGGCUCUGCCCAGGUCAAAGCCCAUGGCAAGAAGGUAGCGGAUGCUCUGGCCACUGCCGCGGGCCACCUAGAUGACCUGCCUACCGCCCUGUCCGUUCUGAGUGACCUGCACGCCCACAAGCUGCGUGUGGACCCCGUCAACUUCAAGCUUCUGGCACACUGCCUGCUGGUGACCCUGUCCGCCCACCACCCUGCUGAUUUCAACCCUGCUGUGCAUGCCUCCCUGGACAAGUUCCUUGCAGCUGUGGCCACCGUGCUGACCUCCAAAUACCGUUAAGCUGGAGCCUGGGGGCCCCGCCCCCUUUCCGCCUUGCCUUGGGCCAGGCGUUCUUCCCCUCCUCGCACCUGCACCUCUUGGUCUUAAAUAAAGUCUGAGUGGGCGGAAA
Messenger RNA from Jaculus jaculus (lesser Egyptian jerboa), 604 nucleotides. It is a transcript of the gene Hba1, whose product is annotated as hemoglobin subunit alpha 1. NCBI's taxonomy places the organism in Eukaryota, Metazoa, Chordata, Mammalia, Rodentia, Dipodidae. The transcript has 3 exons. Gene Ontology annotation, molecular function: oxygen binding; iron ion binding; organic acid binding. The coding region runs from base 67 to 495 and encodes 142 amino acids. The record is from RefSeq and is a predicted model, not a curated record. Gene Ontology annotation, biological process: hydrogen peroxide catabolic process; oxygen transport. Gene Ontology annotation, cellular component: haptoglobin-hemoglobin complex; hemoglobin complex; blood microparticle.